AUGGGUGAUUACUUGACUCCUUCUACAUUACCCCAACCAAAAUUAAAGAGAACCAACACUGGGUUCACCCCCAACCAAAUUAUCGCCUUGGAUGCGUCCAUUCCGGAAUCGGCCAAGCACAUUUGGUACAAGAACUCGCAAUUGACCAUUUUAGACUCCAAGAGAAAGCAACCUAGUGACACCGUCAAGUCCGUAGUUGAUUCCAAGGAAAAGUUUGAAGAAGAGUUUGUCAAGCAUGUCGAAACCUCCUUAGGUCGUUCCAUGUAUAAUUGUGACGAUUUAGCAGCUUAUCAAGCCGCCUCCAACACAAUUAGAGAUGCUUUGAUUAUUGAUUGGGCUAAUACCCAACAAAAGCAAACCAUUCAAGACGGUAAGAGAGUUUACUACCUUUCUUUGGAAUUCUUGAUGGGUAGGGCUAUGGAUAAUGCUUUGAUCAACUUGAAGUGUGAAAACAACACUAGACAAUCCUUGAAUGAAUUGGGUUUCAAUUUAGAAGAUGUUUUGAACCAAGAACCUGACGCUGCUUUAGGUAACGGUGGUUUGGGUAGAUUGGCUGCUUGUUUUGUCGACUCCCUUUCCUCCAAGAACUAUUCUGGUUGGGGUUAUGGUUUAAACUAUCAAUAUGGUAUUUUUGAACAAAAGAUUAUUGACGGUUACCAAAUUGAGGCUCCAGAUUACUGGUUGAAGUAUUCUAACCCUUGGGUUCUUGACAGAAAUGAAAUUCAAAUCCCAGUUGAUUUCUAUGGUUAUGUUUAUGAAGAACAUGACCCAAACACUGGUAAGGUCAAGAAGAAUUGGAAUGGUGGUGAACGUGUCUUGGCUGUUGCUUCUGAUUUCCCAAUUCCAGGUUAUAAUACUGACAACACUAACAAUUUGAGAUUAUGGAAUGCCAAGCCAACCAAUGAAUUUGAUUUCACCAAGUUCAAUGCCGGUGAUUACCAACAAUCGGUUGCUGCCCAACAACGUGCUGAAUCCAUUACUUCUGUUUUGUAUCCAAAUGACAAUUUUGAAAGUGGUAAGGAAUUGAGAUUGAAGCAACAAUACUUCUGGGUUGCUGCCUCUUUACAUGAUAUUGUCAGAAGAUUCAAGAAGCAACAUAAGCAAAACUGGAAGAAGUUCCCUGAUCAAGUUGCCAUUCAAUUGAAUGAUACACACCCUACUUUGGCUGUUGUUGAAUUGCAAAGAAUCUUGGUUGAUUUAGAAGGUUUGGAAUGGAAUGAAGCUUGGUCUAUUGUCACCAGCGUUUUCGCCUACACUAACCAUACUGUUAUGGCUGAAGCUUUAGAAAAGUGGCCAGUUGAUUUAGUUGGUAGAUUAUUACCAAGACACUUGGAAAUCAUUUACGAUAUCAACUUUUUCUUUUUGAAGGAGGUUGAACGUAAGUUCCCAGGUGACCGUGACUUGAUUAGAAGAGUUUCUAUUAUUGACGAAUCUCCAAAGUCAGUUAAGAUGGCUUUCUUGGCUAUUGUUGGUUCCCACAAGGUCAAUGGUGUGGCCGAAUUACAUUCUGAAUUAAUCAAGACUACUAUUUUCAAGGACUUUGUCAAGGUCUUUGGUGCAGAAAAGUUCACCAAUGUUACCAAUGGUAUCACUCCUAGAAGAUGGUUGAGACAAGCUAACCCUAAGUUGGCUGCUUUGAUUGCCGAAAAGUUGAAUGAUCCAGAAUAUGACUACUUGACCAACUUGGGUAAAUUGAAACAAUUGGAGCAAUUUGUUGAUGAUGAAGAUUUCUUGAAGCAAUGGCAUGCCAUUAAGUUUGACAACAAGCGUAAAUUGGCUGCUUUGGUUAAGGAACUUACUGACAUUGACAUUGAUCCAUCUGUCUUGUUUGAUGUUCAAGUUAAGAGAAUCCACGAAUAUAAGAGACAACAAUUGAAUAUUUUCGCUGUGAUUUACCGUUACUUACAUAUCAAGGAAUUGUUAUCCAAGGGUGUCACCAUUGAAGAAAUCAAGAAGAACUACUACAUUCCAAAGGCUUCUAUUUUCGGUGGUAAGGCUGCUCCAGGUUAUUACAUGGCCAAGACCAUUAUUCACUUGAUCAACAAGGUUGGUGAAGUUAUCAAUGCUGAUAAGGAAAUUGGAAACUUGUUAAAGGUUGUUUUCAUUCCAGAUUACAAUGUCUCCAAGGCAGAAAUUAUUUGUCCAGGUUCUGAUUUAUCCAACCAUAUUUCUACUGCUGGUACUGAAGCUUCUGGUACUUCCAACAUGAAGUUUGCCUUGAAUGGUGGUUUGAUUAUUGGUACUGUUGAUGGUGCCAAUGUUGAAAUCACCAGAGAAAUUGGUGAAGAAAACAUUUUCUUGUUUGGUAACUUGGCUGAAUCCGUGGAAGAAUUAAGACACAAACAUGUAUUUGAAGGUGUCAAUGUUCCAGAAACUUUACAAGUUGUCUUUAAUGCCAUUGAAAAGGAAGUUUUCGGUCCUGCUGAUGAAUUUAAGUCAUUGAUUGACUCAAUUAGAUACCACGGUGACUAUUAUUUAGUUACUGAUGAUUUUGAAUUAUUCUUGGAUGCCCACAAGAAGUUGGAAAAGGUUUAUGGUCAUGAUGGUGGUGAUGCCACUGACCGUGGCCAUUUACAAGAAUGGGUCAAGAAGUCUGUUUGGAGUGUUGCCAAUAUGGGUUUCUUUUCUAGUGACAGAUGUAUUGAUGAAUACGCUGAAAAUAUCUGGAAUGUCGAACCAUCUAACCAAUAA
Messenger RNA from Spathaspora passalidarum NRRL Y-27907, 2691 nucleotides. It is a transcript of the gene GPH1, whose product is annotated as glycogen phosphorylase. Gene Ontology annotation, molecular function: pyridoxal phosphate binding; glycogen phosphorylase activity. Gene Ontology annotation, cellular component: cytoplasm. The transcript has a single exon. Gene Ontology annotation, biological process: glycogen catabolic process. Bases 1 to 2691 code for a protein of 896 amino acids. NCBI's taxonomy places the organism in Eukaryota, Fungi, Ascomycota, Pichiomycetes, Serinales, Debaryomycetaceae. The record is from RefSeq and is a predicted model, not a curated record.